AUGUCUUCCAAUCUACAUUGGACAUCGACAUCGUUACUUGCCAUUCCGUCCAGCAAAUUGCGAUUUAAUUUGUACAUUGGAAGCCUAGAUGACAGGUUCGAUACGGUGGCAGCGUUUGUCUCGCUUGCGAGUGACAACGAUUGGUAUGGGAAGUUGAUAAUUAAAGAAGGUGGAGACAAUCCGUUGCUGAAAUUGGUGAAAGAAGGGAAACCAGAAGUGACAACACUGAGGGCUAUUAGGCAAAGCUUUAUCGAUCAAAACAGUAGGCUUAGUAAUUGGAUGCGUGGAGAUCCAUGUGUAUCAAAUUGGACUGGAGUCCUGUGCUUCAGCAAAACCCUAGACAAUGGUUAUCUUCAUAUUCGAGAACUGCAACUACUGAAUCUCAAUCUUUCUGGAACUUUAUCUCCAGAAAUAAGGCAAUUAUCUUAUAUGCAAAUAUUGCUUUUAAAUGGAAACAAUCUAACAGGCUCCUUGCCAGAAGAGAUUGGGAAUCUCCCCAAUUUGAACCGCAUACAAAUCGACCAGAAUCACAUAUCUGGACCAACACCAGUCUCAUUUUCAAAACUGAACAACACAAAGCACUUAAGUUUUAGGAAUUGCAAUUUGCAAGGAUCAAUCCCUGAUCUUAGCAAGACACCACAUCUUACUAAUAUGCUUGUUUUUGACCACGAAAGGGAGGAUCUUUUCGGAUGCCAUGAUGCCCAUAUUCGUUGUAUCGAGUACUCUUAUGCAACUGGGUAUGCACUUAGCUCUGUGGAAGGUCAUGUUGCAAUGGAGUUUUUUGAGCUUACUGAGACUGGUCAAGCCAAAAAAUAUGCAUUCAAGUGUCAUAGGAAAUCAGAAGUUGGAAGAUACAUUGUUUACCCUGUAAAUGCCAUUGCAUUUCACCCUGUGUAA
Molecule: messenger RNA, 897 nt
Organism: Lactuca saligna
Lineage: Eukaryota; Viridiplantae; Streptophyta; Magnoliopsida; Asterales; Asteraceae
Source: the annotation of a GenBank genome assembly